This is a messenger RNA of Penaeus indicus, 672 nucleotides long. RefSeq names its product acidic leucine-rich nuclear phosphoprotein 32 family member A-like. Lineage: Eukaryota; Metazoa; Arthropoda; Malacostraca; Decapoda; Penaeidae. Gene Ontology annotation, molecular function: ATP binding. The record is from RefSeq and is a predicted model, not a curated record. The coding region runs from base 1 to 672 and encodes 223 amino acids. The transcript is spliced from 2 exons.
AUGGAAUCCUUCCUCGAGGAGUUACAAACACUUGAGGUGCCCGUCUGGACGCAGGCCGACCUCCUCGAGCACACCAGAGGCUGCCGCUCGAGCCUCCUGGGCCGCGGGUUCUCCGGAGAAGCCCAGCUGCUCUCCGACGCCCACCGCUGCCUGGUGGUGAAGCGGAUAGGACUGGACAGCGAGGAGUUCUUCUUCCAGGAGGCGCGAGCCCUGGCCAAGGUCCGCGACGCUCUCAAGCGCUUGCACGAGGCGGGCGUAGCUCACCGGGACCUCCACGACGACAACGUGUGCGUCCUCCUCGGCGAGGAGCGAGUGCGAGCCGAGAUCAUCGACUUCGGAGUCGCUCACUUCGAGGCCGACCACAAACUGGAGGAGUUCAAGCAGAACGACCUUUACGUCCUCGCCGACUUCGUCGAGGAGACAAGGAGGCUGUUUUGCCUCGCGGACGUUUCGAAAGCUGAACCGAGCGCCGAUAAGGAGAGCGAGGAGGAGGAGGAGGAGGAGGAGGAGGAAGCCAAUUCCGAGUCCGAGGAAGACAGCUCAGAGGACGACGAGGACGAGAGCCAAGGCCCCGUCUCCGUGAAGCAGCUUGCAGGACUCCUCAAGCGCAGGAGAGAUGCUACGGACAAGAACCCGUUCCUCCGUCAAGCAGCCAAGCGUCGGCGGUGGUGA